Molecule: messenger RNA, 327 nt
Organism: Pseudogymnoascus destructans
Lineage: Eukaryota; Fungi; Ascomycota; Leotiomycetes; Thelebolales; Thelebolaceae
Exons: 1
Coding region: 1-327 (108 amino acids)
Source: RefSeq, a predicted model, not a curated record
AUGGACAGCGAAUGCAAACGACAGCAGAUAUCGACGAUAGCAAAUACCAACUACAGACAGCAACCAAGACGGCAAACAUCAACUACAGCAACCGAGACAGAAAGGUGUUGCUUCCAAUGCUGCUUCUCUGUGAAACAACUGGUACUCGAUUUCUUCAGCGGCUCUCAACAUUUGCAGGUCUCCGGGUUCAUUUUCUUAAAUAAAAUAAACCCUUCGUGGGGAUUGUCGCUCUAUCUAGAAGAUGCUCACAAACUCCUUCCAUACCCAUCCUCCCCUAGAACCUACAAACCUACAACACCCCCGCCCACCCCCUCCCCUCACCGAUAG